This is a messenger RNA of Mytilus trossulus (common blue mussel), 2167 nucleotides long. RefSeq lists its product as uncharacterized. The record is from RefSeq and is a predicted model, not a curated record. The transcript has 2 exons. NCBI's taxonomy places the organism in Eukaryota, Metazoa, Mollusca, Bivalvia, Mytilida, Mytilidae. The coding region runs from base 520 to 2025 and encodes 501 amino acids. Gene Ontology annotation, molecular function: zinc ion binding.
AUAUUUAAGUUGAGAUAAAAUUUCUGUCGUGUACGAAAAAUGUGUCGCUGAUCAUUUGGCAUAAAUUCCAAAUAGUCAAGAUCCUCUUGGAAACCACAAAUCAAUGGAAAAUUAUAAAUCUGAAUAUAAGAACAAUACUAAAGGAUAGCAAAAAAGCUGAGUUUAAGGUAGAAAGAUUAAACGUUUAGAUUCCAUGUAUAUAUCAACAAAGAUUACAAGAAAUUUGAUGCCAGGAUCGACCGCAAAACAUUAAACGGAAAAAAGUUAAAUGUUUCAUUGAUUUUACAAUAUAAAGACCGUUGUGGAAUGAAAUGAAAUUCUUCAGAAUUAAAUCAACCUGUGUUCUUUUUAUCUACAGUAGAAAAACAGUGUUUAAAGUUACGGAAGCGAAUACGUGAACAAACACUAAAAUAAACGCAUUCAGCUAUUGACAAGACUCCAAAUAAAAGUUUUUAUUCAAAUUUAUGAUUACAGUUUCGACCUUUGGGUCAUAUAUAAUAAAUAAUCUUAGUAUAUAAAAUGGAUAAGAAUUUAAUUUCACACAAUACAAUUGAAAAGAACCAAUCUAGUAAGAGUCCCGUAUGUACGAGAAAAAGUGAGAACUCACGAGAGUGUGUUCCAGCCUGUCACUGCUCUCAGACAUACGUAAAUGGAUUACCUCAGAAACUUAUUAAAUGCCCAGUUUGCUUAACAAAUAUUGUGGUUUCAAUCACACAGAAUGAUUUAAAACGUGCAGAAAUGGAAAGACCUGAUAUACCUCAGUUGAGAUUUUCUCGUGAAUUUGUCAAUGGGAAUAGUUUGUCUUUUUGCAACACAUGCAACGGAAAUGAGGCUGAGGUCAAUUGUAUUGAAUGUGACCAGAAUCUAUGUUUUGAAUGUGCUAGGAUCCAUCUUAAAUCGACUGCUACGGUAAGACACCAUAUUACUGGUAUAGUUUCAAAACUGAGCAGUGGAGCGAGUACUCCAAACAGUCCGAAAAAUAAAAACCAUUUAACAAAUGGAGUUUCCGAAGGGAACAUAUCUCCAAGACUACAGACAUUGACACUAGGAUCGCCAACGUCCCCUAACAAUAACAGACAACCCGAACGACGUCUUCCACGUCCGUCACAGCUGGCGAAAGAUAAUGUAUAUCAACGGGGAAAUUCCCCGCGAGUCACAAACGAGAAGACCAAAUUUGAUUUCAAAACACCAACUGUAAUCGGAUGGAAGAAAAAUUUCAGUUUGAUUAAAAAGUUUGAUGUAGAAAGUUAUGUUUUGUCAAUUUGUCCAGCAACAGGGGACCAGUGUUGGAUAGCUGAAGCCAUGUCAUCUGGAAUACACAAAUACAACAGCGAAGGGGAACAUAUCAAAAGUAUAGAUGUUUUCAACGAGGUCCGCGAUAUGACUAUAAAUAAAGCAACGGGUGAUAUAUACGUUUCUUGUUUCACUGCAAAAGUGAUCAAAGUGGUCAACCAAGAAGGAGAAAUAGAUAUAUUUGCUCAGAUGGACAUGCACCCAGCUGGCAUUGGAGUCACAAGUUACGGAGACGUCGUCGUUUGUGCCGUUCAGGAUUUCAGACGACGUCAUAAGCGGGAGCAUCGGAAUCGUCUGCUGGUAUAUUCGCGACAUGGGAUUUUGAAAAAGGAGAUUGAGCGAGAUCAAAAUGGGCGAAUUUUUAGUUAUCCGGAAUAUAUUGAUAUCAAUAUAAAUGGUGACAUGUGUGUUUCGGAUAUUGAAAAUGAAUGCGUGACAAUUCUAGACGAGGACGCACGUGUAAAAUGUGUAUAUAAGGGUCCACCAAAGGGAACUUUGAAUCAAGCCUUUGACCCACGUGAUUUAAAAUGUGAUAAAGACGGCAAUAUAAUUGUUUGUGAUAUAAACAACAACGCCCUACAUUUGCUCAAUGUUUAUGGGGAAUAUCAAAGAGUGCUGAUCUCGGAGAAAGACGAGAUUUAUUGGCCGGAUGUUGUAGGCAUUGAUCAAAGGAAUCACAUUUGGGUUAGGGAACUAUGGCAACAUUCAAUCAAAGUAUAUCAAAAUUUAUAAACUAGAAUCAAACACGUUUGCAGUAUUAAAAUUAGGACAACUUAAUUCAGAGUGAUUUCAAAUAAAAUUUGUAGAGAGAGGAUUGUUCAAAUGCUGUUAGGUAAUUUCAACUUGAAUGAAAAUGAGUUAUUUUAUAAUGUGC